AUGAAUGGCAAUACGAGUAUUAGUUUGGGGGAUUUAGCUGCUAUUUUCAAGAACCAUGCAAGGUAUGAAAAUCCUUCUGGUGGAUAUUAUCAAUGUUCUCAGACAAAGAAGGCAGAGCAGGUGGCAACAAGUAAGAAGAAUUUAAUCUUAAUUAACGAUGGGAUGUAUCAUAUGAAAGCCCUUUUAAGGGGAGAAGCUUCGCAAAAGGCAUUAAGCCAGAAUUUAAAGAGAGGCGAUAUCUUUCGAGUGCUGACGGCCGAGCCAGCUGUUAUCAAGGAGAAAAAGAAGUUUGCCCUGAUUAUUGAUGAUUUCGAGAUAACCCAGAGAGAUGUGAACGUUAAUCCACAUACAGAAUUUAUUGACGCUUACUUUGCCGCGCAUCCUAACGAGGUGAUUAAUUUGGACAAUAUAAAAAGUGACGACCAAGCGAUGUCACUCUCUCCUGCCAUUUCAGGACAACCUCAAAAGCCUUCAAAGCCCCAGUCUCAGCCUCAGCCCCAACAGCAAACCCAUUUUCAAGCUCAGAAUGAUCAAUAUUUGGGGAGUGGUUCGCAGAAAACGAAACCUAUUUUUGCUAUUGAACAGUUGUCGCCCUAUCAAAACAUGUGGACCAUCAAGGCCCGUGUUUCAUACAAAGGCGACAUCAAGACUUGGCAUAACCAAAGAGGAGAAGGAAAGCUGUUCAACGUAAAUUUCCUCGACACUUCUGGUGAAAUCAGAGCAACUGCAUUCAAUGACAAUGCGUUGAAGUACUAUGAAAUAUUACAAGAAGGAAAGGUUUAUUAUGUGUCUAAGGCAAGAAUCCAGCCUUCAAAGCCUCAGUUUUCCAAUCUAAAGCAUCCUUAUGAACUGCAACUAGAUAGGGAUACAGUGGUUGAGGAAUGUUUUGAAGCUGCAGAUGUUCCAAAAAUGAACUUUAACUUUGUCAAGUUAAAACAGCUUGCGACUAUGGAGGCAAACUCUAAUGUAGAUGUGCUUGGUAUUGUUCAAACAGUUAAUCCUGCGUUUGAGAUGACGGCAAAAUCCGGUAAGAAAUUCAAUCGUCGUGAUAUAGUUAUUGUCGAUGAAACUAAUCUUUCCAUUACUGUUGGUCUUUGGAAUGAGCAGGCUAUAGACUUCAAUCUCCCUGAGGGCUCUGUGAUUGCAGUCAAGAGUGCACGUGUUACAGACUUUGGGGGAAAGUCUCUAUCAAUGGGCUUUUCCAGUACAUUACAUCCUAACCCAGAUAUUCCUGAGGCCUUUGCCCUAAAGGGUUGGUAUAGUGCUAAUGCUAACAGCACGAAUUUCCAAUCAUUGAAGGCUGAUGGUGGUGAACAAACUGGUACGAAGUUUAUUGCUAACCGUAUUACCAUUAGUAGGGCUAAAGAAGAUAAUUUGGGAAGAAGCGACAAGGGUGACUAUUUCAAUGUAAAGGGUGCCAUCAACUUUUUGAAGGUAGACAAUUUUGCUUAUCCAUCGUGUUCUUCAGAAGACUGCCGAAAAAAGGUUAUUGAGCAAACUGACGGUUCAUGGAGGUGUGAAAAAUGUCAGUUAGAUUUCCCAAGUCCAAGAUGGAGAUAUAUGUUGACUGCAUCGAUAUUAGAUGAAACUUCUCAAAUCUGGCUAACUAUAUUUGAUGAGCAAGCAGAGAAAUUGCUUGGAAUGGAUGCUAAUAAGUUAACUGACUUGAAAAAUAAUGAUCCUGAGCAAUUUCAAAAGGUAACGCAAAGCGUUCAAAUGAAUGAAUUUGACUUUAGAGUUAGAGCGCGUGAGGACACUUAUAACGAGGAGACGAGGAUAAGAUACACUGUAACAAACCUUUAUCCAUUACGAUGGAAAAAUGAGGCAGACUUUUUAGCUGUCGAGUUAUCGAAGGCUAUUUUGUGUUAA
This is a messenger RNA of Eremothecium sinecaudum, 1869 nucleotides long. RefSeq names its product replication factor A subunit protein RFA1 (gene RFA1). The coding region runs from base 1 to 1869 and encodes 622 amino acids. The record is from RefSeq and is a predicted model, not a curated record. Gene Ontology annotation, biological process: DNA recombination; DNA replication; DNA repair. Gene Ontology annotation, molecular function: DNA binding. The transcript has a single exon. Gene Ontology annotation, cellular component: nucleus. Lineage: Eukaryota; Fungi; Ascomycota; Saccharomycetes; Saccharomycetales; Saccharomycetaceae.